Molecule: messenger RNA, 1191 nt
Organism: Arabidopsis thaliana (thale cress)
Lineage: Eukaryota; Viridiplantae; Streptophyta; Magnoliopsida; Brassicales; Brassicaceae
Product: F-box and associated interaction domains-containing protein
Exons: 1
Coding region: 1-1191 (396 amino acids)
Source: RefSeq, marked reviewed
AUGAGAAAGACGAUGGUGAUUUCGGAUCUUCCACACGAAAUAGAAUCGGAAAUACUCUCUAGGGUUCCGACCAAGUCUCUAGCAAAGUUGCAUACUACAUGCAAACGAUGGUACGCUUUAUUCAGAGAUCCGAGAUUCGUGAAGAAGAACUUUGGUAAAUCAGAAAGGAGGUUGAUGUUACAUAGUAAUUUCGGCGUUUAUAAAAUUACCGACGAUCUCCAUGGAAUUCUCAACAGCGGUGAUCCAUCUCUCGAGUUUACAAGUAAACUUAGCAACCUAAAGAUAUCAGAAGAUUUGACAAUAACCAAAAUCUUUCACUGUGACGGUUUAAUAUUAUGCUCCACUAAGGAAAACACUAGACUCGUUGUUUGGAACCCAUGUACCGGUCAAACCAGGUGGAUCAAACCCAGCAAACGUUACCGUAGUGAUGAUUCGUAUUGUCUUGGAUACGUAAACAGCAAGUCUUCUUACCACAACUACAAAAUCUUGAGGUAUUGCUUUUAUUACAACGACCAGGAUGCUUGUGUUAGUGAAUUUGAGAUCUAUGACUUUAGCUCUGAAUCAUGGAGGGUUCUUGAUGACUACUGCACUCGUGAAUGGGGCUUAUUCUGCCAUGGCAUGUCUUUGAAAGGAAAUACUUACUUUGUUGCUGGAGAAAAAGAAACAGGCUUUUUCAUGCUGUACUUUGAUUUCAAGACAGAGAGAUUUGAGCGUCUCCCUCUUCCGUAUCAGAGUUUUGAUUCUGAAGAUACCGCUGUUUUAUCAAUUGUUGGGGGAGAAAAACUUGCGGUGUUACAUCAAAAUAUUCAAUCGUUUUCAAAUGAGAUGAGGAUAUGGGUCACCAAUAAGAUUGAUGAGGCCAAAGACUUGACAUGGAGCAACUUCUUCUUAGCAGUGGAUUAUGAUAUAUUUAACUUACCAAGUGUGAAUAAUGUGACAAGCUUCUUGUUGGACGAGGAGAAUAAAGUGGCAGUGUGUUGUGAUAGACACAUAGAUGAUGAAGAUAAGACCAGAAUCUACAUUGUUGGAGUUGAUCUUUAUAAAGAAGUUUAUAAAGAGAGGACAAAGGGAGCUCAUUUCAAUUGGCCACUUCUCAUCAGUUAUCUUCCAAGCUUGGUUCAUAUUCAGGAAAAAUACCCAAAAGACAAAAGAAAAGGAAACAAGAGGAGGUUAGUUAAACGAAUUACUUAA